AUGGAGAGCGAGCUCAAGUGUUUCCUCACAGGAACAACAGUGAAAAAAGAAGCCGAGCAACGAAUGACUAAAACAAUGAUGAAGGAGAAAGAGGAUGAUAUAGCUUGGAAAGAUUUUGAAGAGAAUGUAAGAUUGAAAGAUAACAGGAUUUCCGUGAAGUUUCCUAUAAAGAGUAACAUUCAGUCCAUUGAUGACAACUUCGGUAACAGUUUCGGCUGUUUGAAUGGCAUGCUUAAGUCAAUAAAGCAAAAACCUGAGAUUUUCGAGAAAUAUAACAAAACGAUACAAGAACAGAUAGAUUCGGGGAUAUUAGAACUAUGUCCCAAAAAAAGACAUCCAUUUUUUACCUAUUAUAUACCUCAUCAUCAUGUUCAAAAGAUCACAAGUUCAACUACAAAACUUAGAAUCGUAUUGAAUGCCUCAAGCAAAAAGAAGCAUUUAAAUUCCUUGAACGAUAUCCUCUACCAAGGAUCAAAGAUAAUACUAAACGUUUUUGGGAUGCUUCUUCGCGUUCGUUUGAGUAAAGUCUUCCUUAUGGGAGAUGUUGAAAAGGCUUUCCACCAGAUAGAACUAGAUGAGAGUCAAAGAGAUCUAACAAGGAUGUUAUGGAUAAAAGAUAAUAUGAAAGAAGCGAGAGGAGACAAUAUUGUCCAUCUGAGAUUCACUCGGAUUCCUUUCGGAGUUAAUUGUUCACCAUUUCUGUUAGGUGCAAGUAU
This is a messenger RNA of Auanema sp. JU1783, 716 nucleotides long. Lineage: Eukaryota; Metazoa; Nematoda; Chromadorea; Rhabditida; Rhabditidae. The record is from the annotation of a GenBank genome assembly.